Messenger RNA from Lepus europaeus (European hare), 1647 nucleotides. RefSeq names its product fibroblast growth factor 9 (gene FGF9). The transcript has 3 exons. Gene Ontology annotation, molecular function: fibroblast growth factor receptor binding; growth factor activity. The coding region runs from base 427 to 1053 and encodes 208 amino acids. Gene Ontology annotation, biological process: positive regulation of gene expression; positive regulation of epithelial cell proliferation; positive regulation of protein phosphorylation. Gene Ontology annotation, cellular component: cytoplasm. NCBI's taxonomy places the organism in Eukaryota, Metazoa, Chordata, Mammalia, Lagomorpha, Leporidae. The record is from RefSeq and is a predicted model, not a curated record.
AAUCCCUAUAAUAACGCCUAGGCAUUUAAGUUGCUAUGGUCAUUCUGAUCUCCAAGCAAAUGGAGAAACUACGGAUUUUUUUUCCUUAUUACGGUCGCAUGGGAUGAAGACCUUCCUGCCUGCUGAGAGCUGGGGAUCUAUCCGUAGAGAUACCUAGAAAUGUUUAUCAAUAUGUCAGUGUGUGAGUAUGAAGUGGUGGUUUCUUAGACUCUCAGUGGUUUGACCUUGAACCUGUGCCAGUGAAACAGCAGAUUACUUUUAUUUAUGCAUUUAAUGGAUUGAAGAAAAGAACCUUUUUUUUUUCCUUCCCUCCUCUCUGUGCAACUGCAGUCAGGGGAGGGGAGUCGGAAUAUACCUCGCCUAAUAUCUCCUGGGUUGGCACCGUCAUUAUUGUUUAUUCUUGUGCUCCGAGAGCCCAGUCCUCCGAUGGCUCCCUUAGGUGAAGUUGGGAACUAUUUCGGUGUGCAGGAUGCGGUACCGUUUGGGAAUGUGCCCGUGUUGCCGGUGGACAGCCCGGUUCUGUUAAGUGACCACCUGGGGCAGUCCGAAGCAGGGGGGCUCCCCAGGGGACCCGCAGUCACGGACUUGGAUCAUUUGAAGGGGAUUCUCAGGCGGAGGCAGCUAUACUGCAGGACUGGAUUUCACUUAGAAAUCUUCCCCAACGGUACUAUCCAGGGAACCAGGAAAGACCACAGCCGAUUUGGCAUCCUGGAAUUUAUCAGUAUAGCAGUGGGCCUGGUCAGCAUUCGAGGCGUGGACAGUGGACUCUACCUCGGGAUGAACGAGAAGGGGGAGCUGUAUGGAUCAGAAAAACUAACCCAAGAGUGUGUAUUCAGAGAACAGUUUGAAGAAAACUGGUAUAACACCUACUCAUCGAACCUGUACAAACACGUGGACACUGGAAGGCGAUACUAUGUUGCAUUAAAUAAAGACGGGACCCCAAGAGAAGGGACGAGGACUAAACGGCACCAGAAAUUCACCCAUUUUUUACCUAGACCAGUGGACCCCGACAAAGUACCUGAACUAUAUAAGGAUAUUCUAAGCCAAAGUUGACAAAGACAAUUUCUUCACUUGAGCCCUUAAAAAAAAAAAGUAACCACUAUAAAGGUUUCAUGCAGUGGGUUCUUAUUGAUUAGCUGUGUCGUCACCUCAGCUCCACUGUUGCCAAACUUUGUCGCAUGCGUAAUGUCUGAUGGAGCAUUGGAUGGGAACAUGCUGAUUUUGUUCUGCACUUAAAGGCUCGUCCCCCCCAGAGGGCUGCCAAGGGCCCCCUGCUUGAUUUAGUGUGCAAGAAGGCCUGCGUGUGACGGGUGUGUGUGUGUGUGUGUGUGUGUGAGUGAGUGAGUGAAUGGGUGCGUGGGUGAGGCGCAGGGGGACAGCAGAGAGGACCACGGCCUGAUGCAUGCUGGGAAAUAGACACGCUUUUAAAUUUUUGAUCAGUUGUACUUCAUCCUAUAUCAGCACAGCUGCCAUACUUCGACUCAUCAGGAUUCUGGCUGGUGGCCUGCGCAAGGGUCUGCUGCAUUUUCAAAGGCAUGGAGGGUGCAGUUCUUACGUAAAAGACUUUUUUUCAGUUAAUUCUCACUGGUGUCAUCCCAGUGAACUUAAAGCAAAGACCUCUUAGUAAAAAAAAAAAAGAAAAAAAAA